AUGGGGCUGGUCCUGCAGUGUCUAGUGCAUUUGCAUGGCGAUAUGAAGACUUUAGCAGUUUUAUUGAUUCUGGCUUUAAGCCUAAAACCCUACCCGGUGAGGUCUGACUCAGCAUCUGCAUCCGCUGCAUCUUCAGCUUCAUCAUCCGGAGACGGUUCCUCUGCAUCAUCCAGUGCCGUCGCCGUCGCCACCACAACGUCUUCUGCCCACAUCCCAUGCAAUUGUGAACAAGUCUACCGGCCCGUAUGCGGCACCGAUGGCAUCACCUACUCGAAUGAAUGCAUCCUCCGCUGUGUGAGCGACCACAACGUUGAGAACAAACGCCCUCCCAUCCGAGUCAAGAGCAUCGGAGAAUGCCCGCACACACCAUGCAGAUGUCCUCCCGGCGGGUACCCACUGUGCGGCUCCGACGGACACACCUACGGCAACCCAUGCCUACUCAACUGUGAGAACAAACGACGUGAGAUCAUUGGUCUUCCCCCGAUAAAAGUUGUUCACCCCGGAGCCUGCAGGAUCCCAGUCUGCAUCUGUCCCGACGUCAUCAUCCCAGUCUGCGGCACAGACGGAAGAACCUACAAAAACGUCUGCGAACUUCAAUGCGUUAGUCGAAUUAACCAAGCCAACGGCAGACCUGCUAUUAGAGUGAAGAGGCGAGGAGAAUGCGCCGUAGAAAAUUGCUCAUGCCCGUUGAAUGUAGACCCGCUUUGUGCAAGCGACGGCAAUACAUACAAUAAUCAAUGCGAACUCCAGUGCCAGAACAGAAAGCGCCACCAGCUCGGCAAGCGUCCUCUGACUGUUCAAUACAGAGGAAAAUGUAUCAACUGUCGCUGUCCUAAAGUAUACUCUCCGGUUUGCGCCAGCAACGACGUCACUUUCGCCAACACCUGUGCCCUGGACUGCGAGAACAGGAGACGUCGACAACAAAACCUGCCAGCUCUAACGAUUGAGAGCCGCGGAGUGUGUCCAUGCAUUUGUACGCUAGAGUACGAUCCUGUGUGUGGUACCGACGAGAGGACUUACGGCAAUAGAUGCCAGCUGAGGUGCGAGAACAAGAGGCGCACUGACCUGGGCAUGCCGCGCAUCUCGGUGGCGUACCGCGGGCGUUGCAUCUGCGACUGCUCGUACUGCCCGCGGCGAUACGCGCCGGUCUGCGGCAGCGACGGCCGCAGCUACUGGAACCGCUGCUGGCUCAACUGCAACCGAGGCUGCAACAGCGACAUCGGCAACCGCCUCUACGUGCUGUACGAGGGCCCGUGCUAA
Helicoverpa zea (corn earworm) is the source of this 1260-nucleotide messenger RNA. RefSeq names its product serine protease inhibitor dipetalogastin-like. The record is from RefSeq and is a predicted model, not a curated record. The coding region runs from base 1 to 1260 and encodes 419 amino acids. The transcript has 3 exons. NCBI's taxonomy places the organism in Eukaryota, Metazoa, Arthropoda, Insecta, Lepidoptera, Noctuidae. Gene Ontology annotation, molecular function: protein binding.